Closterium sp. Yama58-4 is the source of this 981-nucleotide messenger RNA. Lineage: Eukaryota; Viridiplantae; Streptophyta; Zygnematophyceae; Desmidiales; Closteriaceae. The record is from the annotation of a GenBank genome assembly.
AUGAGGCCGCAAUUGAUGAAGGGUCACGAGAGGCCGCUGACGUUCCUCAAGUACAAUCGCGACGGCGAUCUGCUGUUUUCGUGUGCCAAGGACCACCAGCCCACCGUGUGGUACACGGAUAAUGGCGAGCGCGUCGGCACGUACAAGGGCCACAACGGAGCCGUGUGGACGUGCGACGUCUCACGCGACUCCAAGAUGCUUAUAACGGCGUCGGCGGAUCAGAGCGUGAAGCUGUGGGAGGUGGAGACGGGCGUGCCGUACUACACCUUCACCAUGGACGGCCCUGCGCGCUCCGUCACUCUCGCGGAGGGCGAGCAGCUCGCGGCGAUCACGGUGGAUCCCUUCAUGGGCAGCGUGCCGGCUAUACACGUGAAGCGGAUCAAAGAGGGCAGCCGAGAACAGGAGGAGGAGUCAGUGCUGCAAAUUACAGGUCCCCAGGGCCGAAUCAUGCGCUGUGUGUGGGGCCCGCUCAACCAGACGCUGAUAGGCACGGGGGAGGACUGCAUCAUCCGCAUGUGGGAUGCUGAGACGGGCAAGUUGCUGCGCGAGACAGAGCCAGAAGUGGCGCACAGCAAGACAGUGACGUCGCUGUCCAAGUCAGCAGAUGGGUCGCACUUCAUCACAGGGUCCUUGGAUAAGUGUGCCAAGCUGUGGGACACGCGCACGCUGCGUCUGCUCAAGACAUACCAGACGGAAAGACCCAUUAACGCUGUCGACAUCUCCCCUCUCUUCGACCACGUGGUGCUGGGAGGAGGCCAGGAUGCUGCAUCUGUCACCACCACUUCAUCGCGAGCAGGCAAAUUUGAGGCCGUCUUUUACCACAAGGUGCUUGAAGAAGAGAUUGGGCGAGUGAAGGGGCAUUUUGGACCGUUGAAUGCUCUUGCGUUCGGCCCUGAUGGACGAAGCUUUGCAAGCGGCGGAGAGGAUGGUUACGUCCGCCUUCAUCACUUCGACAAUGACUACUUCCACAUUCGAGUUUAG